This is a messenger RNA of Linum trigynum, 5149 nucleotides long. NCBI's taxonomy places the organism in Eukaryota, Viridiplantae, Streptophyta, Magnoliopsida, Malpighiales, Linaceae. The record is from the annotation of a GenBank genome assembly.
UAUUUUGUAAGAGCUCUUCCUUGUAUAGAGGUUACUGGACACGGAUUCUGCUCGACAUCUUGAAGAAGCACAAGGGCAACAGUUCUAUCAAGGUACUGGUUUUUUCUUAGUCAUUUAGAAAACCAAAUGGUUGUUGUUUGCGGUAUUUUAUUACUGGCGGUACAUUGGUGUAGCCAAAAUCACGCUUUAAAUUUAAAAUCUUAUGAUUUUACGUUUUAGGUCAUCAAAAUGUUUUCACGUGUCAUCGUGAUUUUUCCUACUUAAUGUAGUCAAAAUCGAGUUUCAAGUGAGGUAUUUAACCGAUAUAUGUGAUGGUAAGAUUAAGUCAUUUUUUUGGUUCAAUUUUUGAGUUAGUAUACAUGUAUUACCUUUUUCCCGAGCCCACCUAUAAUCACUCAAAAUGAAUGAUUGUCAAUCUCUACAAAAAAGUGAGAUUUUUAACAAGGGAUUGUCUACCUCAUUUUGUGCUCAAUCAUUGUCCCUCCAAACAAAGUAUUUUCUUAAUACAUAGAUUGAAUCAAUACAUCGAAUGACGAUACACAAAUUGAUUCAAUACAUCUAUUUGGAGAAUCUCAACCUUCAAACAUGCCCAAGAUCACCAAAACGCUUACAUCGUACAAUCACUCUUUCGAGUGUAUUGGGUGUAUUAACUAGAUUCAAGCAAUUAGUUUUUUGUUUUUCUGCUGACAGUGACACGUAAUGUUUUGGGUGUUGGUACUUGGAACAUGAAAUUCUGUUGCCGUUGAAUAAUUGUGCAGGAACUGAGUGACAUGACGGCUAUUAAAGCGGAAAACAUAUUGACAACGUUGCACAGCCUUGAACUGAUCCAAUAUAGGAAAUGGCAACAUGUAAUAUGUUCAGAUCCCAAGGUAUUGGAUCGGCACCUAAAAGCCGCUGGCCCUGGAGGCUGGACUGGAGGUCUCGAGGUUGAUAAAGAACAGAGCUAACCUCAAAAGAUGGGAUGGAUACCUGUAGCCAUUCGUGUAAGAAUUAGGUUCGCACCAAGCCGCUCGCAAACAACUCGAUCUUCGUAUAGAAAAGACUCGUUCGACAUUCGACUCGUUAGUAAACGAGCCAAAUUUGAGAUAGACCAUGCUCAGUUUGAUAAGCUCGUGAGCUAGUUUGACUCGGUGACUUGUUGAGCUAAGUUCGCGAGCUGAUUUGUUUAGAGCUUGUGGAAGGACUAAUUACUCUUAUGAAUGUGAAAAUUAUUUUGCUAAUAAGGAUGUUUAUGGAAGUUUGUUGUUAUUUUUAGUUUCUAGUGUUAUUUUUUAUCAUUUUUAGUUUCUAAUGUUCUUAUUUGUACACAUUUUUCAACAAGAAUGGUUUCAAAUCGAGCUCAUCUUGAGUCGAGCUUGUACUCAACUUGACAAGCUAUGUUAAUGAGCAUUACCGAGCUCUAUCGAGCUAGAUUAUUUUAAUCGUGUCGAGCUCGAGCUGAAUGAUCAAAAUUCGAGUUCGAGCUGAAAAUUUUAUAAACGAGCCGAGUUCAAACUAAGCAAAAACUCGACUUGACUCGUUUGCAGACCUAAUUAGAAUAUGUUUAUAUCUAGAUUUGUUGAAGUAUAGAUACUAGGAAGGAAACCUGUAGAUAUGUAUAAAGAGGUGGUUGUAAAUUGUGAUCACAUGUUCAUUGCCAUCUUUAUAGGGUUUUCAGAUCGGUUUAAACCAAAAUCAACUGAUGAGGUGUUCUUAUUGGGGGGUUUCGGUUUCAAAUCAUUUUGUACUUAUAGGUUUUGGUUUGGUUAAAUUCAAAAAAUUGACAAGGAACCGAAAAAAUUCAAAAUCACAACUCUAAUAUACAAACACUCAUUAUUCGAUCCAUUUGGUUCUUAGUAUCUUGAGCCAAAUCGAAUCAUUAAGAGGUUUUAACCAAAUUUUUUUUGUUAACCUUAAUCGUUAAUUCCCUUAAUAAUUCACUUCGAUUUCGAGGACAUGGCUUUUUUAGGUUUGUAUGUAAGCUAGGGUUGUAAAAUCGUACGUACCAUAAGUUGUACUGAAAAAGUCAAUAAUAUAAUAUUUUGUGCUGAAAUAAUGGUUCAACUGUUUCAUACUGCUAAAACCGACUGCAGAUUGAGUUUCGGUAGACGGUUUUUCGGGUGUGGGUAUGAUAUAAUUUUACAGAUACGGUAUGUAACAAGCAUAAUGUUGGCAAAUACGAUGUGUUAAGUUAGCUGCAAUUUGAGGCACGUAUCGAUCCCUUGUGUGUUAGACUAUUAUAGGGGCAGGCACAGGGUCCUUCAGAGAUACUCUAGAACACUUCUAAAAUAUGUGAGAAAAUUAAUGACAGUAUGUACUAGUUUGGGUUUGGGACAGAGGCAUAUCCAUGGUUCUUUAGGGUCCCUUGGGAUACUAACAAAAUUUGGUGCUCUCUUAGUAAUAGUUUGAAAUGAUAAUUAUUUCUUACGCAACAGUUAUAUCAGAAGCAUUGCGUAAGACUUUCGCAAUAACUUAGCACUUUACGUAACACGAGAUUAAUAUCAUUACGUAAAAGGACCUUCUAUUACGAAGGCUUCCGUAAUAACACUUCACAACUGUUGCGUAACUUACACAUUCAUUAAGUAAAGGUUACUUAAUGAUAGUUAUUUCUUACGUAAUAGUUAAAACAGAAGUAUUACGUAAGGCUUUCGCAAUGACUUAUCACUUUACGUAGCACGAGAUUAGUAUUCAUUACGUAAGGCUUCCAUAAUAAACUUUUACAACUGUUACGUAAGAUAAGCACACUUUACGUAACCAUUACGUAAUGACUAUUGUAUUUUACGUAAUGUGACCUGUGAAACCUGCUAUAUCAGGUAAAAAAAAUAAAGUUAUCUUACUUCAAGGUAUUGUGGGAAAUUUCAUUAUUGUUAUGACUAAAACAUAGAUAUGAUCUAAGGGGUUGUUUGAAAGAGGAAAUAUAAUGGAAUAAUUUGACCUAACUGUCUCGUUUUUUAAAUAAUUGGAUCAAAAUGACCUGUUUGCCAACAAAAAAUUUGGAUGGAUCAAUUUGGACCGGUACAUUUUAAAUUGACUAGUUUCCAGUCAAUUUUAAUUGUCUUUGAUGGGGCAGAUAAUUCAAAUUGCCUCAUUAUAAAUUACUUGUUUUAUAAAGUGAGACAAUUAACCAAAGUAUCAUGCUUAUGAAUUGAUCUAUCUAAACGACCCAAAAAAGCCCCAUUAAAGCCUAAUUUCCACAAUUUUUUCACUAAACACUAAAAACUAAAUUUCCAAUUCAAUUCCACGCCCUUCUUAUAUUAACUAAACUUUUUUUUUAACAUAGACAAACAAUAGUUUGUUCAUUCACAUAGUUAGAAAACCAAAUCACCACAUGCGAAAGUCGACCAAUAGUCGAACUUCCGAUUAGAGAGUCUGUUUAACCACAAGAUGGAAAACUCUGUAAAACGGCGAGGAGCUAAAGAACAAGGACAUAAGUCAAAGUUUCAAGCCAGUCGCUGAACAUCUUCCAAUAAAACUCCACCCAAAGCAUGUGUUGCUUCUCCUAGGGGCGGGAAACAAUUCGGUUGCGGUUAACUGCACCGAAUAAGUGCGGUUAACCGCCACCGCGAAAACCACCCACCCGUUACUGCAAUGUAAAUGGUUUGCGGUUAACCACUAAUCGCAAAUCACAGUUAGCGAUUAACUGCACUUUAAACCGCACACCGCAUGGUUUGCACUUUGCGAUGCUGCUCGAGCUCGACGGACGACAAUGCCGCGACGCCUCCUCCUCUAUCGCUCGUGCUUUGCUCUGCUUCUCGACGGUCGACGGAAGGGGACGCCUGCUCGACAGAUCAUCUGCUCAUGAACGCUGUCGGUGGAGCUGGACUGGAUGCUCGGUGCUCAGCUACUCGGUGCUCGCUGGACGUUGCUCGUUGCUCGCUGGCCGCUGCUCGUUGCUCGCUAGCCGUUGCUUUUCCUCUUUGCCAACGAAGCAAGGAAUGGAACCCUAGGCGGCCGAUUUUGGAACUGUCGAAAGGAAUGUAACCCUAGGCAGUAGAUUUUGCUAUUUUGGAACUUGGAAGUUUGGCCGUUUGGGGCUUUGGGCUGGAGAGUGGAGAGGAUUUGCAUUUUGGGCUGUUGGAUGGGUUGGGCCUAGACUGGGCAUACUCUUAUGCCGUUAGUUAUUGGGUGGGGUUAUUUGUUUGGUGCGGUGUGCGGUUAGUCCACAAACCGAACAAACACCCGUUUAAACGGUUUGCGGUUAACAACAAACCGCUCUUAUUCGAUGCCAUUGUGGUUUAACCGCAAAACCGCAACCAUUUUCCCACCCCUUCUUUCUCCCAUCCAGGCCCAUUGUAUCACCAAUUGAGAGUACCAUAGAAUUUAACAGCCAAAAACCCCGAAUUAGCCACCAAUUCAUCGCCCUGUCAUAUUCGAGCUAGCAUAGACAAUCAAUUUCCAAUCUUCUACGAGAUUCUUUUGAAAGCUUCUUUUUCUCUGCCAUCAUAAAACUUACCAAACGCAAAUGCAAUCGCACUAUUCUAAUCAAAGCCAACAAUUUCGUGCUCCCACCAACACCAUGUUUGACCGAGCCAUCAAAACGCACCAGAAUGGCAUGUGGUGGUGCCUGAGCACCUCCAUUUAAUCUGGUGAAGAGAAAACUUGGAUGUCUCAGCUUGUCCGUCACCAUGGCUCCCCCAUGCACUAGAAGAAGGACCUGCUGCUUGUUGAUUGGAGUCAGAGAUGGCAGUUCGCCAUUCCUCCACCCUAGCCUAAAUUUUGUUUAGAGUGAGUCCAUUUAAAAAAAAAAUUACAAUAAAGUAGUUUUGUUAGCUUUCUAAAUCAUUCAUGAUAUAAUUUUGUAUUUACAGAAAUAUGGUAAAUUAAAUAUAUGUCGAAACUAUCAAGAAUAUCACUUCAUAUGUAUCGAUCAAUUAUUUAUGAUUUAGUUAGACAUUUGCUUUUGAAUGGUGUUCUUUGUCAGGACGGUUUAACAUCAAUAACUCGCAUUGUUGGGUUAGAUUUAAUAACGGAUCCUAUAGUAUUUAGUAUUUACUAACAUAUUGGGUUGCCAAAAUUCAGAAAACAUGAUCUCUUGGUCAACCAUUCUCUAUUAGAAAUGCCCUAAAUUUCAUUCUUAGUUAACUAUUAUACUAAUUUAUUCAUUUUCGUCCUUUGGAGCCACCCUUUGCACUCUCCCAAUCCUUGAUUGGAAUAAAAUUAUUUUUACAAA